Acipenser ruthenus (sterlet) is the source of this 3534-nucleotide messenger RNA. Its product is annotated as ubiquitin carboxyl-terminal hydrolase 47-like. The record is from RefSeq and is a predicted model, not a curated record. Gene Ontology annotation, molecular function: cysteine-type deubiquitinase activity. Bases 260 to 1324 code for a protein of 354 amino acids. Gene Ontology annotation, biological process: protein deubiquitination. NCBI's taxonomy places the organism in Eukaryota, Metazoa, Chordata, Actinopteri, Acipenseriformes, Acipenseridae. The transcript is spliced from 12 exons.
UUGAAAGCCAUUGCUCUGCUUGUGUCCUGCCUGUGUCUCUGCUGGGGUUGUCCCUGUUGGCAGUCUGAGCCAGUGCUUUCUGACAGGUCUCUCCUGGUUGAACGCACAGCAAUGUGACGACAGGCAGGGAUCUGGAGUGAUUCUAACCCAGUCAAACCGCACCGGCUUCCUCUUUUCCUACUCGUCCUGUGUGAGAGUGCUGCGGGGCGUAGUUGCAGUGAAAGUUACUGGAAUAAAAAACCUUGGCUCCACUUGCUAUAUGAACACUUUGAUCCAGUCCUUAUUUGUGACCCCUGUGUUCAGGAUAAAAAUCAACGAAUGUCAAAAUGUGGAUGAAAGCAUUGCGUCUGAUCUGCAGGACAUUUUCAUCAGAUUGGAGCAAGGAGUGCACUCAGUUGAACCCUACAGAUUGGCCAGGAGUCUAGAUCAGAUGCACUGGGCUGUAAACAGACAGCAGGACAUUGAAGAAUUCUUCCACAUGGUAAUAAAUGCUAUUGAUGACAAGGAAAUCAGAAAGGUGUAUGAAAUGGGGAUCGUCAACUCUCUCUCAUGUACUGGGUGCAAACACGAGAUGAUUAAAGAAACAGCUAAUCUGGACAUUUCCCUGACCCUGAAAGCCAGUCCUAAUGAAUACUUCAAGCACCUGGAGGAGGCUCUGAGGCACUUUGUGAAAAACGAGACUAUGCAAGGGGAUGACAAGCCCUUCUGCAGGAGCUGCAAGACGAAACAAGUCAUGAUCAGGAAAACCUCCUUCUCCACACUACCUCCGGUCCUGGUGAUUCACCUGAACAGGUUCACCCACGACUCCUGGAAGCACGAGAACAUGAAGCUGGAGCAACCCCUCCUCAUCCCAGAGACGCUGACAUUUAAAAAGGAAUCAGAAGUCUAUGUUCCAGUGUGCAACAGUUCAGAGGAAUUUGACGAGGUCUGGGAUCCUUACACCACGGAGAGUUCUGAGGCUUCUCAUUGGAUACACAGUGCAGAGCCCAGCAGUAUACCCGUGGACUGUGUGCACUAUGAACUCUUCUCUAUCUCUGUGCAUGCUGGGAACCUGGACUGUGGGCACUAUUAUGCUUUCAUCAAACACCACGAGGACAGGCAGUGGUACAUCUGUGAUGACACAUCCAUCCGCAAGACACACUGGAAUUAUAUUCAAGAGAAGCUGAGGAUGAAUGAUUUGAGAUGGCUCGAUGCUCACUCAGUGACAGGCAGGAGCCGGAGCUACAGCAGGGACCACAGCUGGAGUCAAAGCUGGAGCCACAGGCAAGUGAGGACAAGCGGCUGCAGCACUGCAAUCCUAUUGAUGUAUGAGGUGAUGCAAUGAGAGUGAAAGGGAUACUGAAACUACACUGUUACAGGAGUCUGCUUGUUUAAUAUACCGGAUCCUUCACUGGAAUAUAUGAACAAGUCUGUGUAUAAUCUCCUUGUUGAUGUAUGAGGUGCUGCAAUGAGAGUGAAAGGGAUACUGAAACUACACUGUUACAGGAGUCUGCUUGUUUAAUAUACCGGAUCAUUCACUGGAAUAUAUGAACAAGUCUGUGUAUAAUCUCCCCGUUGAUGUAUGAGGUGAUGCAAUGAGAGUGAAAGGGAUACUGAAACUACACUGUUACAGGAGUCUGCUUGUUUAAUAUACCGGAUCAUUCACUGGAAUAUAUGAACAAGUCUGUGUAUAAUCUCCCCGUUGAUGUAUGAGGUGAUGCAAUGAGAGUGAAAGGGAUACUGAAACUACACUGUUACAGGAGUCUGCUUGUUUAAUAUACCGGAUCCUUCACUGGAAUAUAUGAACAAGUCUGUGUAUAAUCUCCCCGUUGAUGUAUGAGGUGAUGCAAUGAGAGUGAAAGGGAUACUGAAACUACACUGUUACAGGAGUCUGCUUGUUUAAUAUACCGGAUCAUUCACUGGAAUAUAUGAACAAGUCUGUGUAUAAUCUCCCCGUUGAUGUAUGAGGUGAUGCAAUGAGAGUGAAAGGGAUACUGAAACUACACUGUUACAGGAGUCUGCUUGUUUAAUAUACCGGAUCCUUCACUGGAAUAUAUGAACAAGUCUGUGUAUAAUCUCCCCGUUGAUGUAUGGGGUGAUGCAAUGAGAGUGAAAGGGAUACUGAAACUACACUGUUACAGGAGUCUGCUUGUUUAAUAUACCGGAUCCUUCACUGGAAUAUAUGAACAAGUCUGUGUAUAAUCUCCCCGUUGAUGUAUGGGGUGAUGCAAUGAGAGUGAAAGGGAUACUGAAACUACACUGUUACAGGAGUCUGCUUGUUUAAUAUACCGGAUCAUUUACUGGAAUAUAUGAACAAGUCUGUGUAUAAUCUCCUUGUUGAUGUAUGGGGUGAUGCAAUGAGAGUGAAAGGGAUACUGAAACUACACUGUUACAGGAGUCUGCUUGUUUAAUAUACCGGAUCCUUCACUGGAAUAUAUGAACAAGUCUGUGUAUAAUCUCCUUGUUGAUGUAUGAGGUGAUGCAAUGAGAGUGAAAGGGAUACUGAAACUACACUGUUACAGGAGUCUGCUUGUUUAAUAUACCGGAUCAUUCACUGGAAUAUAUGAACAAGUCUGUGUAUAAUCUCCCCGUUGAUGUAUGAGGUGAUGCAAUGAGAGUGAAAGGGAUACUGAAACUACACUGUUACAGGAGUCUGCUUGUUUAAUAUACCGGAUCCUUCACUGGAAUAUAUGAACAAGUCUGUGUAUAAUCUCCUUGUUGAUGUAUGAGGUGCUGCAAUGAGAGUGAAAGGGAUACUGAAACUACACUGUUACAGGAGUCUGCUUGUUUAAUAUACCGGAUCAUUCACUGGAAUAUAUGAACAAGUCUGUGUAUAAUCUCCUUGUUGAUGUAUGAGGUGAUGCAAUGAGAGUGAAAGGGAUACUGAAACUACACUGUUACAGGAGUCUGCUUGUUUAAUAUACCGGAUCAUUCACUGGAAUAUAUGAACAAGUCUGUGUAUAAUCUCCCCGUUGAUGUAUGGGGUGAUGCAAUGAGAGUGAAAGGGAUACUGAAACUACACUGUUACAGGAGUCUGCUUGUUUAAUAUACCGGAUCAUUCACUGGAAUAUAUGAACAAGUCUGUGUAUAAUCUCCCCGUUGAUGUAUGAGGUGAUGCAAUGAGAGUGAAAGGGAUACUGAAACUACACUGUUACAGGAGUCUGCUUGUUUAAUAUACCGGAUCAUUCACUGGAAUAUAUGAACAAGUCUGUGUAUAAUCUCCCCGUUGAUGUAUGGGGUGAUGCAAUGAGAGUGAAAGGGAUACUGAAACUACACUGUUACAGGAGUCUGCUUGUUUAAUAUACCGGAUCCUUCACUGGAAUAUCUGCAGAAAAACACAAAGACAAUCCACUACAAAACAAUAAAACAAAUAAUUAGGAAAACUCCUGAAGAGGGAGAGAGGGUGCAGCAGUGUUGGCCUGUCCCAUAAAUCCUGUGUUUCGCUGUUUCUCUUUGAGGGAACACACUCAACAGUACUGACCAAAUCUAGCUCUAGGUGAGAAGUCUGCCUGUUAUUAUUUCAUUAUAAGACUGCAAUAAAUACAUUUUCACAAU